CGGGAGAUAUUUUUUUUCAGACUAAGUCCGAGCGAAGCAACGCGGGUGCAGCUCGAACGUGCAGAGCCGCAGCGGAGAACUGGAGAUGGGGGAGGAGGGCGACGGGCCGACGGCGGCGCUGCUCCGGCGGCGCUCGUCAUCAAUCAGGCGGCGGCUGCUGAGCACCCUGGCGGACGACAAGGGCGCCUGGCGGGCGCACGCCGGGAUGGUCUUCAUCCAGCUCGCCUACAGCGGCUACCACGUCCUCACCAAGGCCGUCCUCAACGUGGGCAUGAACCAGGUCGUCUUCUGCGUCUACCGCGACCUCCUUGCGCUCGCCGUCCUCGCCCCCGUCGCCUUCCUCCGCGAGAGAGGGGUGAGGCCUCCGGUGACCCCUCAGCUCAUCGGGUCCUUCGCUCUGCUCGGCUUCACUGGGCUCUUCGUGAACCCGCUCCUCUUCCUCAUCGGCCUCCGCUACACGAACGCUUCCUACGCCGCGGCGUUCGAGCCCUCCGUGCCGGUGUUCGCGUUCCUCUUGGCUGCGAUGGCAGGCGUUGAAGCCAUCAACAUCUCCACAAAGUACGGCGUCCUCAAAGUUGCCGGCACGGUCGUGUGCGUCUCCGGCGCCGUUCUGAUGGCUCUGUACAGAGGCCCGUCCUUGGUCAGCCUGGGAGGCAGAGGCACCGAUGCUGCAAGUGAGAGCGUCACUCCCGCUGAGUGGUGGUUGGCGUCAACCAUGCUCGAGUUUGGUGUAGGAACAUGGCAUCUUGGUGUCUUGUGCCUCAUAGCACACUGCUUCUUGGUGGGUGCUUACCUAGUCAUACAGGUUCCUGUGAUUGUAAGGUAUCCUGCAAGCUUAUCCUUGACAGCUUAUUCCUAUUUUUUUGCCACCAUCUUUAUGGUGUUAACUGGAGUAUUUGCAACCGAUGGGCUCCACGAGUGGGCCCUGACCAAAGCUGAGGUCAUAGCUGUUCUAUAUGCUGGCAUUGUUGCAUCUUGUAUGUGCUACGCGAUCAUGACAUGGGCAAACAAGAUUCUUGGGCCUUCUCUAGUUGCCCUCUAUAACCCACUGCAACCAGCAUUUUCCACCGUCCUCUCGACGAUUUUUCUUGGUGCCCCAGUUUAUGCCGGAAGCAUUAUGGGAGGAGUCUUCAUAAUUGCUGGUCUGUACGUAGUCACCUGGGCUCGCUACACUGAAGCGCAGCAAGCACUGACGGAUGGUUACUAUUCGGACCCGCUUCUCGUGGGUUAUCCUCCAAGAGUCCCCAAGACACAAGAAAGUUCUUUGGUGGAUCCUUAAAUGGUUGCCUCAAUUGUUUUCUCCAAGAUAUCAUCAUGAGUAAUAUGUAUAUAUUUAUAUUAAAGAUGCUUCUUAUAAUCUCAUAUAUUAUUUGUCAAACUUUGUAAAUAUUUCUAACGAGAGAAGCGGUCAAAAACACA
Molecule: messenger RNA, 1419 nt
Organism: Panicum hallii
Lineage: Eukaryota; Viridiplantae; Streptophyta; Magnoliopsida; Poales; Poaceae
Product: WAT1-related protein At5g45370-like
Exons: 7
Coding region: 86-1279 (397 amino acids)
Cellular component (GO): plasma membrane
Molecular function (GO): transmembrane transporter activity
Source: RefSeq, a predicted model, not a curated record